This is a messenger RNA of Saxophila tyrrhenica, 1479 nucleotides long. It is a transcript of the gene SHM2, whose product is annotated as Serine hydroxymethyltransferase, cytosolic. Gene Ontology annotation, biological process: L-serine catabolic process; folic acid metabolic process; tetrahydrofolate interconversion. Lineage: Eukaryota; Fungi; Ascomycota; Dothideomycetes; Mycosphaerellales; Extremaceae. The transcript has a single exon. Gene Ontology annotation, molecular function: serine binding; cobalt ion binding; glycine hydroxymethyltransferase activity. Bases 1 to 1479 code for a protein of 492 amino acids. Gene Ontology annotation, cellular component: cytoplasm. The record is from RefSeq and is a predicted model, not a curated record.
AUGUCCAACGGCAUCCCCAACGGCCACACCAAUGGCACGACCAACGGCGUCGAGGGAGCCACCUACGCCCUCUCACAAGCACACGCCGACCUCAUGCAGCAGCCUCUGGUCGACCUCGACCCCGAGAUCGCGGACAUUAUGGUGAAAGAGAUCAAGCGUCAACGCGAGUCCAUCCUCCUCAUCGCCUCCGAGAACGUCACCUCCCGCGCCGUCUUCGAUGCCCUUGGCUCGCCCAUGAGCAACAAGUAUAGUGAAGGCUAUCCCGGCGCACGCUACUACGGCGGCAACGAGCACAUCGACGAGAUCGAGCUGAUGUGCCAGAGGCGGGCUCUCCAAACCUUCGGCCUCGACAGCGAACGGUGGGGCGUGAAUGUACAAUGCCUGUCUGGCUCCCCAGCCAACCUCCAGGUCUACCAGGCCAUCAUGCGUCCCCACGACCGUCUCAUGGGCCUCGACCUCCCCCACGGCGGCCAUCUGUCCCACGGCUACCAAACACCCACCAAGAAGAUCUCCGCCGUGAGCACAUACUUCGAGACCUUCCCCUACCGCGUCAACCUCGAGACCGGCAUCAUCGACUACGACAAACUCGAAGAGAACGCCAUGAUGUACCGCCCCAAAGUCAUCGUCGCCGGCACUUCCGCCUACUGCCGCACCAUCGACUACGCCCGCAUGCGCGCCAUCGCGGACAAAGUCGGCUGUUACCUGGUGGUCGACAUGGCGCACAUCUCCGGCCUGAUCGCCGCGCGCGUCAACGCCUCCCCCUUCGACCACGCCGACAUCGUCACCACCACCACCCACAAAUCCCUGCGCGGGCCCCGCGGCGCCAUGAUCUUCUUCCGCAAAGGCGUGCGCAAGACGGAGAUGAAGGCCGGCAAAGAACUCACCACCCUCUACGACCUCGAAGGCCCGAUCAACUUCUCCGUCUUCCCCGGGCAUCAAGGUGGUCCGCACAACCACACCAUCACCGCCCUCGCCGUCGCGCUGAAGCAAGCCCAGACGCCGGAGUUUGUCCAGUACCAGGAACAAGUCAUCAAGAACGCCAAGCAGCUCGAGCACUCCUUCAAAUCCCUGGGAUACAAACUCGUCACCGACGGCACAGACAACCACAUGGUCCUGCUCGACCUCAAACCCACCGGCCUGGAUGGCGCACGGGUGGAAGCAGUCCUCGAACAAGUCAACAUCGCCUGCAACAAGAACACCACCCCCGGGGACAAAUCCGCUCUCACACCUUGCGGUAUCCGCAUCGGCGCGCCGGCGAUGACGAGCAGAGGCAUGGGCGAGAAGGAUUUCGAGCGGAUUGCCGGGUUGAUUGAUCGGUGUGUGCGGUUGGCGCGGAAGAUCCAGGAUGAGCUGCCGAAAGAGGCGAACAAGCAGAAGGAUUUCAAGGCGCGGGUGGCGCAUGGGGGCAAGAUUGAGGAGAUUGCCGAGAUGAAGGCGGAGAUUGCGGCGUGGGCGGGGACGUUUCCGCUGCCGGUGUAG